CUGCACCCGAAAAGACUAUGACCAAACAACCCUAUGCCCUAUUUAAACAACCGUAUGCAUCUAAAAUAUUGGCCUACUUAUAGAAGUGAAUUACGAGGAAGCAUCUCAGCAAAAACACUCUUCCCCCACAACUGUCUGCGGUCUGAGGAGGAAGAGGACCACCACCAUGCAGUUUCCUGGUUCUGAUGCCAAUAUACUCUUCAAAAUUGACCAUAACCCAAUUCAGUCAAUCAAAGGCAUGACAUCAUAGACCUUGUAUUUAUAUUAAAUUAGGCCACACCAAAGAGAUCGUCUCUAGUCUAGACUAGUCUUUAGACCACUCAUAUGGAUAGGAAGCUAUUCAAAGCCGCCAUGGAUGGCCAUGUCCACAUCCUCAAGCAAUGCAAUCAACUUGAAUGCCAAUCAACACCAACCAGCAACACUGUCCUCCACAUUGCAUCCCUCUAUGGCCGAUCCCAAUGCGUUGAACAUGUUCUGUCUACGUGCACGGCCCUUUUGAAGACGGUGAAUAAGAAAGGCGAAACUCCGCUCCAUAUUGCUGCCAAGAAAGGCUAUGCUGACAUAGUCGUGGCCCUGAUUGAGUGCGCAAGGACUCAGGGGAACGAUAUGGAGAGCGGGGUUGGAGUGGUGGAGGAAAUGGUGAGGAUGGUGAAUGAGGAGAAGGACACUGCGUUGCAUAUGGCCGCGAGGAACGGGUGGGUGAAGGUGGGGGAGUUGUUGGUGAGGGAAGAUCCGGAGUUCGAGUACUAUGGCAACCGGGCUGGGGAAAGCCCGCUUUACUUGGCCGUGGAGGGGGGGCUUAGGGAGUUGGUGUUUGUGAUUUUGGACAAGGGGAGUUCCCCGGCUCAUGGUGGGCCCAUGGGGAGAACCGCCUUGCAUGCAGCUGUGAUUCGCAACGACAAAGGAAUGACAUUAAAAAUAUUGGAAAAAAAGAAAUUUCUAACCGAAAUAGCUGAUGAAGAUGGAUGGACACCGCUUCACUACGCUGCACACUUCAACCAUGUCAAGAUGGUCAGACUGCUACUAAGACAGGAAAAAUCAGCAGCAUACACCCCAAACAAAGAAGGCAAGACAGCUCUCCACAUUGCAGCUAGUCGAGGUCACACAGAGUCAAUGCAAGAGCUCGUUUCCCAGUGUCCCGAUUGCUGUGAGCUUGUCGAUGGCAGAGGACAGAAUGCUCUUCAUGUUGCUGUGGAAAACAACGAAGCCGGCUCUGUGGGGUUAAUGUUAAAGAAUCCCUUAUUUGGCAGCCUCAUAAAUGAGAAGGAUGUCAAUGGGAACACGCCUCUGCAUCUCUUGGCGACUUGGGGCUGCUAUAUUCGGUCACUUAUUAUUGACCCGAGGGUGGAUAAGUCUGCAUAUAAUGCGGAGAACUUGACAGCCCUCGACAUUGCAACGUGCACUCAUCAAUUCUCAACAUUGAAGAGUCUUGUAAGGCGAGAACUAGCAUUAGCCGGUGCAAAAGGAGGCCUAAGGAAGGUAAUUAACAAAGACGAGGGCGAAAAAGGGGACACAGCACGCGAACACCUCAAAAAAGUAAUAAAUUUGAAUGUUAGUCCAGAGAAAUUUGAAAAAGGUUUAAGGGUUUUUGAUGUUAAGUCCAAAGAUCCAAAGAAAUUUGAUAGAAAUUUAGAAUUUUCUCUGAUGUUUGUUGGUGUGGCUGCAUCUCGUGUGAAGGACUUCUUUGCUAGUGCCAGAUCAUUUGCACCUUCUAUCAUUUUCAUUGAUGAGAUAGAUGCUAUUGGUAGCAAACGUGGUGGACCAGAUAUUGGUGGGGUGCUUCAUCAUGAAGUAACCUCCUUAGCUAUUAUAUGUAGGGUUGCAAUCUUUGUUUUGGAGAGAAUCCAGUCUUCAAAUCUGAUUCUUUCAUAUUUUGGCCAUGAUCCAAGUAUUAAUGGGGUUCAUCUUUGA
Molecule: messenger RNA, 1911 nt
Organism: Camellia sinensis
Lineage: Eukaryota; Viridiplantae; Streptophyta; Magnoliopsida; Ericales; Theaceae
Product: protein ACCELERATED CELL DEATH 6
Cellular component (GO): plasma membrane
Molecular function (GO): protein binding
Source: RefSeq, a predicted model, not a curated record